This is a messenger RNA of Eruca vesicaria subsp. sativa (arugula), 732 nucleotides long. The record is from the annotation of a GenBank genome assembly. Lineage: Eukaryota; Viridiplantae; Streptophyta; Magnoliopsida; Brassicales; Brassicaceae.
AUGGCGACUGAUGAAACGAUACUCAAUCACCUGAAGAAAGAGAUCCCAGUAGAUGAAGAAUCCCUUCUUCUAAACCAUGACUCAAGCGUCGGUCUCGUCAUCGUUGACGUGGUCAACGGUUUCUGCACCGUUGGCUCCGGCAACAUGGCUCCAACAAAGCCCAACGAACAGAUAUCAAAGAUGGUAGAGGAAUCCGCAAGGCUUGCAAGAGAGUUCUGCGAUCGUAAAUGGCCUGUCUUUGCGUUUUUAGACUCUCAUCUUCCUGAUGUUCCGGAGAUUCCUUAUCCUCCUCAUUGUAUUAUAGGGACUCAAGAAGCAGAACUUGUUCCUGCUCUACAGUGGCUUGAAAGUGAGAGUUGUGUCACUCUUAGGAGAAAGGAUUGCAUUGAUGGGUUUGUGGGUUCGAUGGAGAAAGAGGGUUCUAAUGUGUUUGUGGAUUGGGUUAAGGAGAAACAGAUCAAAUCUAUUGUGGUUGUAGGUAUAUGCACAGACAUAUGUGUGUUUGAUUUUGUGGCCACUGUACUCUCUGCUCGAAACCACAGUGUUCUUCCUCCUCUAGAAGAUGUGAUAGUGUACUCACGUGGAUGCGCUACUUUUGACCUUCCUCUUCAUGUUGCAAAAGACAUUAAAGGCGCUCAGGCUCAUCCUCAGGAGCUGAUGCACCAUGUAGGUCUAUACAUGGCUAAAGGAAGAGGAGCUAAGGUAGUCUCUGAAGUUUCUUUUGAUCCUUGA